Theobroma umbraticum is the source of this 1208-nucleotide messenger RNA. The record is from RefSeq and is a predicted model, not a curated record. NCBI's taxonomy places the organism in Eukaryota, Viridiplantae, Streptophyta, Magnoliopsida, Malvales, Malvaceae.
AUGUUAAUCAUUCAGGUUACGUUCCUUAUCUUCAAAGAAUUACGAUUGAAGCAGAACGAUACUGUGAAAGGAACAUGGCUUGGCCAACUACUCUCAACAGAAUGUUUCAGGAAGUUAAAAGUUCUUGUGCUCAUACGCGUUCCUGGGAAAUCAACUGCUCUUCCAUAUUGCUUAAUUCAAUCAUUACCAAAUCUUGAAAAGCUUGUUCUGAGUGAUGCUUCCUUUUGUCAAAAAUUCUGGUCUAAAGAAGUCAGUGAUGAGGAAAAACAUGCAUCGGCACUCGCUCGGUUAAGUGAAUUGAGGUUCUCCAAACUUCUAGAGCUGACAAAUCUCUGGGAGGAAGGAUUCCAACCCAUACCAGUUUUCUGUAAACUGAGAAUUCUUGAAGUGUUGGAAUGUGACAAAUUAAAGACUUUGGUGCCAUCUUUGGUGUCUUUCAAAAAUUUAACCAAUUUGGAAGUUCCAAGAUCUCAUGGAUUCAUAAAUUUAAUAGCAUGCUCAACAGCUAAGAGCCUUAUGCUACUCGAGAGAAUGAGCAUAAAUGAUUGUGAGAUAAUAGAGGAAAUCAUAGCAUGUGGUGGUGCUGAAAUGGAAGGAAAGUAUUUGCAACUAAGUUGUCUACCAAGUCUAGCAAGCUUUUGCUUAGGGGAUCACAACUUUGAAUUCCCGAUCUUGCGAAAGGUGAUUGUGAGAGAGUGCCCAAAAAUGAAGACUUUCUGUCAAGGAGAUUUAAGCACACCAAAACUGAAGCAAGUGCAACUGACAGAGGAGGAAGAAAAAGGGAGGUGGGAAGACGACCUUAGAACUUCUGUAAAGCAACUAUUCAAUGAAAUGGUUACUUUCAUAGCACGUCUUUAUGUCACAAUGGGUAUCUCUAUCUCACAUCGGAUAGGAACGGAAGGUUCUGGGCUCCUUAUAAGAUGGUGUGCUGCGCACCCCAACAGGUGCAUUUUUUGGGGACAAGGUAAUGACCUCAUGACAAGUGAUAUCAAAGCAGAUUGGACUUCAUCUGACUCACUCCAAACGCCCCAACAGAUCGGGGUAAGUAGGGUGACCGACGGCAAUGAAGGUGUUACGUGUCACAAAAGGUACCUCUAUCCCACAUCGAACAAGAACGGAAAGUUUUGGGUUUUUUAUAAACAAGUGCACACCUCAAGAGGCAUGUCUUUUGGGAAGAGGGUAAUGAUCCCGUAACAUUUACACCUGCA